Cephus cinctus (wheat stem sawfly) is the source of this 5963-nucleotide messenger RNA. Its product is annotated as cytochrome P450 307a1. Lineage: Eukaryota; Metazoa; Arthropoda; Insecta; Hymenoptera; Cephidae. The record is from RefSeq and is a predicted model, not a curated record. The transcript is spliced from 8 exons. Gene Ontology annotation, molecular function: iron ion binding; heme binding; monooxygenase activity. Bases 3995 to 5527 code for a protein of 510 amino acids.
CAGUCGCUGAAUCCACGUCAUGGAAAGAGACUAUAGAGAUCCGGAAGACUGGCAGGAUCGAACGGGUGUCCACGAAAUCAUCCACGAGGCAUCGAUAGCGAAUAAGGAAAGCGUCGCGACGCCCUCGUUAAACAAUCGAUUCUGUUAUUCAAAAAAGGAGAGCGCACUGACGCGUCUGACGUUUCGACACCGUAGAAGCAACAGGAGGCUGUUUUUGUUUACGGGCACAAGAUUUUUUCCUCAAUCUUCAUCCCGUUGGGUAAUGAACCUGGACUAGGUGCUCGAGAGAACCAUACACUGAUGUACCGAGUGAGGGAGAAAAAGAAGCCGGGACCAGGUAUUCCAUGAAAACCACGUGAUGUUUUACCGGGGGACGGAAUGAUUUCUCUUCGAUUCCGCUUACGCAAUGAGAAAACAUCUCACGAAAUCAUCGGCUCUUUCUCCACUGUGACGUCAGGCGAUUACAUCGAGACGCACUUGAUGCUUCUAGAAGUGAAAAGGCGGUCAGGGCAGUAACAUUGUGAUGUAGCAUACGUGGGAUCAUGCGCCAAGUAAACCCAUCCUAUGGAUUGGUGCCACGUAGCUCGAUCCUUUUCACACAUUUAUCAUCCAUCGAUCCGUACCUGCACCGCGAAUUGAGAUUACUUCGGAUGCAUUGCCCAUACAGUGCAUUGCGGUCAUUUUCUCUGACACCUGUUAUGCAAGAGUAACACAUAAAGAUAUCGGAUGCUGUAUUUUUUUAAAAAUCCAACAACGUCCGCGAAGAUCGUCCAUUCAAGCGGACAUGGAAAAGCCUACCUGCUGUAUUUUCCAUAAAGGAAACGGAGUAAGAGUAGGAGGGAAGAAGAGAGGAAAAAAGAAAAAGAAACAAAACAAGAAAAAAGAACGUCGUGACUGCGCUCGUAUUUGUGCAUCCCAUUUCCGAUUAUCUCGCAACGCCAUUGUUCAUCGUGAAAAUCGAAGGACGCCGCCGAUGCUACGUAACUUCCGGUGAUAGAAGUCGAAAAAAAAACUUUUACCUUCGAUCGCAUCUACAUGUUCGUCGGCGUAAGAGGCGGCCCAUUUCUAUUGUUAUAUUACUAUAUCUAUCUGAUACCACACAAGGCGCAGCUUCCCUGCCUUCCAUAAAUGUAUCCAAAGCGAAUUUUGCAAAUGCAUGUAUCGUUUUGCCGCAUGCGUUCCCGUUUGUCCCGCUGCGUUAUGUAUGCACUUAUGUACUUAUGUAAAGGCGCAUGACCGUUAGACCACCAAUGUACGACCGCUACAUGCAGAUAAAACGUCACAGUCCGUCGUUCCUCUGACAAUGCCAUUAACAUUUUCAAUAAUUCCUGGUUACGUAAUCGGUAACCCGGUUGUGAUUUUGAUUUUGAAAAAAAAAGAAGUUCAGAACCGAAUACAAGAUGAUUCUAUAGUGACUAAUCUAGAUAGAAAUAAAUGUAAAUCCAAAAAGCCCUGUAUGCAUCGUGCAUGUGAUUAUAUAGUUAAGCCACGUCACAUCCGGUAACUUGUACGAUGUCAAUUGCUAAUCAAAAUUGACCUUGACUUUCUUUUUAAUUGAAAGUUUCGGUCUCGACCUGAUUCUUGUAUUUAUUCCUGAUUUAGUUUCAAUUGAUUGAUUAAUCUGUCUGUCUUUGUUUUUAACGCUUUCAGAUUAAUGGGCCUUAUAUUGGGCCCCGUAAUGAACCGGUGUGAUGCGCAUCCACAAAGCCCACAAGGUGCAGACAUCCGGUCUGUACGGUUGUUAUUCAUUGCUAAUCGAAGCAACCUUGAUUUUGGUUCGGGGACCUUCGAGUCUGGCAUUCGAUUACCAAUGGGCCCGGUUGCCCGAGAAGUCUGCUGCCCCUCUUAUGCCAAUCGGGAGUGACUUUUUUUACGUACAGUCUUUUCUUUUCCUUAUCUUGCCUUCUCUCCGUCCUAUAUGUCUCUCCUUCGACUCUCUCCCCCGCCCCCCCUCUCUUCUUUCAGGCGCUACAAAAGACCGUAAGUCCACUCUGGUAUUCCUUGCGAUCUUGAAAUUCCACAGAUCAAGGCCUUACGGCAUCUCCGCGACAUCCCCGAGAGAUCAGGAGAAAAUUCAUGGCUUUUAAUGGAAUUGAACCAUACCCUAAAUAGACUCUCAUCAGUUUUUAUUGGACGCGCCAAUAACCUAGAGGUUCGAGCCUGUGUCUUUUUAUAUAUAUAUAUAGCUUCCCUCUCGCUCCCUCGUUCCUUAAUAUUUAUUUGUCCUCUUCCUUCUCGAACAACAACUUAAUUCCGCAUUGUAACUACAUCUUGACCCAAUCCGACUACCGCUAGAUUCUCAGAAUGAAUCCAAUAUUCUUCGAUACUUCCUUGAGAUGCAAACUUCCAUCACUGUCUACAGUGAAAAAAAAAAGUUGACAUGUAUUAUGCAUAAGUCGUAUUUAAGUGGGUGACAAUUCGCGAGUAGUGUUAAAUGCUCUAAACACUUUGUACAAAAUACCUUUACUCGUCCCUUCACAUAACCCAGGCGGAUUUUUCCAGCGCGUGGUCUACCGCGCAUGCGCAGUACCCAAAUAUACGGCUAGAGCGAACAGAGGUGAGCGCUCAGUUCACAACUCCAGAAAGGUCGACAACUCCAGUGUAAUACAAUAACCCAGUCAAUGCACAAUUCCAAAGCACGAAUAUAGGUUAGUCUGGAAAACAUAUAUAUAAAGGUAAAAAAAAAAAGUCACUAGAUUCACGAAAAUUCUCACUAGACGUGUCUCACUUGCGUGUCCCACUGAUACGAAUAGAAACAUCCGAAGGCCAAUCGACAGUUUUAACUUUAGAUCAAAAUUCGGUUAGUCAGUAUUCGACAAAAUUUUUCUGAUCUCGUUUUCAUGAUAACAGGAACAACCUUGAUUUCUUUCUCGUACGAGUCAGACAUCAGAGCAUCUUUAAUCAAUCAAGACUCUCGUAUUUGGCAAAUCUUGUGAAUACGUUUGAUCUCUCAUCUCCAAUGCAGACGCAUCUUGCUUGCUACGAAAUACAUUAGUCCUCAAGUGGGCCAAGCCCUUAGUAAAAUUUAAUACAAAAAGUAUCCUUGAUUAUGUUAUCGUUGCAAUGAUCAUGCGAAAAGCGAUAAUGGCAAACAAAUAAAAACUGACUUAUAGAUAUACUACCAUAUAGAUGUACUGUAUGGGAGGUUCUACGGCACCUGCGACAAGGUGGUACUACUGCUUCUUCCAAAGUGUACUUUGCUUAGUGAAUAUAUAGAUAUACUGAUAUAUCUGUGUACACCGGUCUUAUAGCGCAAGAAAAGGUCCCUUGAGGUUCCACUCGUUACAGGUCCCCUCAUUUGAACCAGGGUAGCCAACAGUCAAUCCUUUCUUGAAAUUCGUCUCCUGGGCUACACCACUCGCCUGGUCGUCCUGUUCGAAUCCAUAUGUAUGGGGUGAACAGCGACGUAAAUGUGCUGACUACAUUACGCCACUAUAUAAGAUAGCCGUUUACGAUCCUAUCCCCAGACCGAGUCAGAUCGGCAAACGGUUAACUGACUGACAGCUACAGAAACAGGAUACAAGAGUUACAGUAACACAGUAUAACAUUAUUAUAUCGUGGGGACAUUAUAUUUAUAUAGUACAUUAACACGAACAACAAUAUACGGCACUGUGCAUCAUUCGACCAAUCAGUGCAUGCGAGGUUAACUUACAAGAGGAAGAACAGGGAGUUACGUUCUCUCUUUUUUUUAAAUCAUCCUUCCUUUUCUCUUCCGUGAAGUUGGACAAAGAGAUUUGACAGAGUCAAGAGAGGAGAGAAAAAGAGCACAAGAUACAGGGUGGUCUCGCGUCGUCAAUUUGUUCCUUGAUUUCCUGUCAAGAGAAGUAGGGGAGGACAAAGGGAAACUAGGGAAAACUUAAAGAGAGCUCUACGAGAGGCGUGUACCGAGAGAAGAAAGAGGGAGGAAAGCGCUGGUGAAGAUACAAGGACCUGACGAGAGAGGUUGAUCUUUGGUUCGGUUUUUUUAUUUUGUUAAAAAAAAAUCUUAAUUAACAUGGCACUGUUCGCGACGAGCGCCACUACUUAUUUCCUCAUCGUCGCAUCCCUUGUCGCACUGAUUCUCAUCCUGGUGGAUCAUCUGAGAUCACGCAAAGUGAUUUCCUCUACGAGGAAAAUACAAGACAGCAAAACGCCUUUACUGCCUGAACCACCCGGCCCAAAGCCUUGGCCGAUUCUUGGCUCUCUACACAUUUUCGGCCAGUACGACGUGCCGUACAAGGCAUUCAGCGACCUGGCCAGGAUCUACGAGAGUCAGGUCGUUAAACUGAAGAUGGGAUCCGUACCGUGUGUAGUCGUGAACGGUUUGGAGAACAUCAAGGAAGUGCUCAUCACUAAAGGGACCCAUUUUGACUCCAGGCCCAAUUUCGCGCGCUACCAUCAGCUCUUCUGCGGGAACAAGGAAAACUCACUGGCCUUCUGUGACUGGUCGGACGUCCAGAAAUCACGGCGUGAAAUGCUGCGCGCGCACACCUUUCCACGAGCAUUCACAGCCAAAUACAACCAGCUUAACAGCAUCAUUGGGAAUGAAGUGGAACACCUGACGCAUCAUCUACUCUCACAAACCGGAAGAACCGUGGAGGCUAAGCCUUUGAUACUGUACACCUGCGCCAAUAUCUUCACCAGCUACUUUUGCUCUCGUCGCUUCGAUCUCGAUUACCUUCCCUUCCGGCAGAUGAUCAAGAACUUCGAUAAAGUCUUUUACGAGGUGAACCAGGGCUAUGCUGCUGAUUUCAUGCCUUUUCUGAUGCCACUUCAUCAACGCAACAUGUCACGGAUGGCAGACUGGAGUCACAAGAUUCGCGAGUUUGUCGAUGAGCAUAUAAUACGCGACCGGUUUGACUCCUGGUCUGAGGUCAUUCCCGAGAACGACUACGUUGAUUGUCUGAUCAAUCAUAUCAGGACCAAUGCCGAACCCAAGAUAUCCUGGGACAUGGCUCUCUUUGCUCUGGAGGAUAUCGUCGGAGGUCAUUCAGCUGUUGGGAAUCUGCUUGUAAAAGUCCUUGGUUUUCUCGCUACCCGGAUAAACGUUCAGAAGAUCGCGCAGCAGGAAAUUGAUCUUGUUAAUAUCGAGGGAACCACUGUGGGCUUGGAGCACAGAGUAUCGAUGCCUUAUACGGAAGCCAUUAUUUUGGAAGCCAUCAGAUUAAUUGCCAGUCCGAUUGUACCGCACGUGGCUAAUCAAGACAGCUCGAUAGCAGGAUACAAAGUCGAUAAGGACACGUUCAUAUUCUUGAACAAUUACGACCUCAAUAUGUCGGAGCAACUGUGGACGAAACCGGAAGCAUUCAUGCCUGAGAGAUUUGUUCAAGAUGGCCGACUCGCGAAACCCGAACACUUCCUGCCAUUCGGUGGUGGACGCAGAUCUUGCAUGGGGUACAAGAUGGUCCAAUACUUGAGCUUCUCGACGCUUGCCACUAUCCUCAAGAACUUCACGAUAUUGCCGGUAGAUGGUGAGAGUUAUAAGGUAGCGAUCGGUAACCUAGCACUUCCAGAAGUCACAUUUAACUUUCGGUUUGAGAGACGAUGAGAUCGUUUCACCCAAAAUUAACGUUUAAAGGGUAUAAACCCAUGAAACACAAGAGAAAUGAAAUUUACAAUUUUUGUUACUUUUACAAGUAGCGAAUUAAUAACAAUGAGAUAGGUAGAUAGUUAAAGAUGGAAAAAGAGAGAGAAGGACACAUCAUUCCCACGUGGUAGAAUGUUAUGGAAAGAAAAAAGAAACAGGAACUAGAUGAAAGCUUCACUGACAUUACUAGAUUUUUAAGAUAUAGUCAAAUUUAAAUCGUUCCUUCGGUAUUGAGGACUAUCAUUCUAUAAUAAUCGAAUGGUUCGUUAAGCGUGACACCUCGGUGUCUUACAGAAAAGUCUAUGAAUUUCAAAUUUUUAUAACAAUUACUUGGCCAUGGAUAUCGUUUCUCAAUUUCUCUUUCCUUUUUUCACAAAAUCAACCCCCCCUCCCCCCC